UCAACUGCCAUAGGAAACGUGAUUUCAUAUAGAAAUUCACUAACUCAGCCUGCAAGUUCUGAAAAACGUACUGUGAAAACUGUAAAAAUUCAAUAAACUAUUAGGGUUAAAGAAUUUACUAGAUUUGAUAUAAAAUGGCAAAGUGGGGGGAAGGUGAUCCACGUUGGAUUGUUGAGGAACGCCCUGAUGCAACAAAUGUCAACAAUUGGCAUUGGACUGAAAAAAAUGCAACGCCAUGGUCCAAGGAACGUUUGACACAAUUAUUGAAUGGUCUCAAAAUUGAGCAAGAUGGGGUCAAAUGCGUUGUUGAUACGGUUGAUGAUUGUAGCGGUGAGGCUACGGUUAACAACCGCAAAGGGAAACUUAUAUUUUUCUACGAAUGGAAGUUGGUGCUUAAGUGGACGGGGAUAUUAUUGAAAAAUAGUAAAUUAGAACACAAGGGAAAAAUUACUAUACCGAAUUUGUCCGAGGAGAUGGACAUCGAUGACAUUGAGAUUACCAUUACCAUUGAUGAGUCUAACGAUGAGUCGGAAAACUUGAAACAAUUCAUGUACAAUAUUGGGCGUGACGUCGUACGAAAGCAGUUAGAGUGCUAUAUUAAAGAGUUGAAAGAGGAGUACUCGAAAAAUUUAAUACUUCCGAAGAAAGGUGAAGAAAACAGUGUUAUCACACCAAAGGCUAAACAACCUGGAUCUAGCAUCGCAACAGAAACUAAAUUAAAAAACGCUGCGAAUCCAACCAAAGCCAAUGAUACGGUUGCUAGUAGCAUUGGUUGUAAAUUGGACGUAAGGACGCUAAAAAUGACUGAAGAGUUCAAUUGUAAUGCAAACGAUUUAUACAAUGCGCUAACAAAAGCGGAAAUGGUAACUGCUUUUACACGUGCACCAGCUAAAGUAGACUCCUCGCGUGGUGGCGAAUUCGUUUUGUAUGGCGGUAAUGUGCAUGGCAAAUUUGAAGAGCUGGUACCGGAAAAAAGAAUAAAACAAUCUUGGCGACUUAAAAACUGGCCUUCAGGACACUACUCCGAAGUUGUGAUAGAAUUGGAGGAGACGAAAAACAACACGCAAAUGAAACUGCUGCAAACAGGCAUUCCUGCAUCUGAAUUUGAUGCUAUGCGCGCCAACUGGCACCGAUAUUACUGGCAUAGUAUUAAGCAAACAUUCGGGUUUGGAUUAUCUAUUUCGGAUAUAUGGUAAAAUUAGCUAAUUUAUAUCUGCGAGACACUGUGGAUUCUUUGGGAUGUAAUCUACAAAAAGGGAAUCACUUCGCACAUUAAAAAUUUACCAAAAGAACAGCAACAACAACAACAAAACGCUUACGCUGUUAAAUUAUGCUUCGAUUAUACUUAAUUUAUAAUUGCUUUAAGGACUGCCAGCUUGGCUAUGGCUUACCUGGGGACCAUCUUCGAUUGUACACAAACUAUACAAAAACCAAAACUAAGCUAAUUUAAACUAAUUAAAAAGUUGAAAUAUGAAAGGGAAAUAAUGUAAUUUUGAAUUUUGAGCAAAUUAGUUGAAUUAUAGAAGUUUUUGUAAGAAAUGUGCAUAUCUUUGUCAUUACAACAAACAAAAGUCGCAAAUAAACUAAGAUUCGGUCGCAGGUUGAUGCCAGGAUAAA
Messenger RNA from Anastrepha obliqua, 1617 nucleotides. RefSeq names its product activator of 90 kDa heat shock protein ATPase homolog 1. Lineage: Eukaryota; Metazoa; Arthropoda; Insecta; Diptera; Tephritidae. The coding region runs from base 135 to 1196 and encodes 353 amino acids. Gene Ontology annotation, biological process: protein folding; positive regulation of ATP-dependent activity. Gene Ontology annotation, cellular component: cytosol. Gene Ontology annotation, molecular function: ATPase activator activity; protein-folding chaperone binding. The record is from RefSeq and is a predicted model, not a curated record. The transcript has 4 exons.